This is a messenger RNA of Pseudopipra pipra, 3632 nucleotides long. It is a transcript of the gene TEAD4, whose product is annotated as TEA domain transcription factor 4. The coding region runs from base 124 to 1104 and encodes 326 amino acids. The transcript has 11 exons. Gene Ontology annotation, cellular component: transcription regulator complex. NCBI's taxonomy places the organism in Eukaryota, Metazoa, Chordata, Aves, Passeriformes, Pipridae. The record is from RefSeq and is a predicted model, not a curated record. Gene Ontology annotation, molecular function: DNA-binding transcription factor activity, RNA polymerase II-specific; RNA polymerase II cis-regulatory region sequence-specific DNA binding. Gene Ontology annotation, biological process: hippo signaling; regulation of transcription by RNA polymerase II; embryonic organ development.
AAACCCAUUGACAAUGACGCCGAGGGGGUGUGGAGUCCGGACAUCGAGCAGAGCUUCCAGGAAGCGCUAGCCAUCUACCCACCAUGUGGUCGGCGGAAGAUUAUCUUGUCAGACGAAGGCAAGAUGUACGGCCGAAAUGAGUUGAUUGCCCGCUAUAUUAAGCUGAGAACAGGGAAAACACGCACAAGGAAACAGGUAUCUAGUCACAUCCAGGUCCUGGCAAGGCGGAAAGCUAGAGAGAUCCAAGCCAAGCUCAAGGAUCAGGCAGCUAAAGAUAAAGCCAUGCAGAGUAUGGCUACAAUGUCAUCUGCCCAGAUUAUCUCUGCAACUGCCUUCCAUAGUAAAAUGGCCUUGCCUGGUCUCCCACGACCAGCCUACCCUGCUGUUUCUGGGUUUUGGCAAGGAGCCUUGACAGGCCAAGCUGGAUCUUCCCAAGAUGUGAAACCUUUUUCUCAACAACCUUAUGCUGUACAGCCUCCACUUCCAUUACCAGGGUUUGAGUCUCCUACCGGCCUCUCGCCUUCCCCAUCAGCACCAGCUUGGCAGGGACGAAGAGUUGCUAGCUCCAAACUUUGGAUGUUAGAAUUCUCUGCUUUCUUGGAACAACAACAAGACCAAGACACGUAUAACAAACACCUGUUUGUGCACAUUGGGCAGUCAAGCCCCAGCUACAAUGACCCCUACCUCGAGGCAGUGGAUAUCCGGCAGAUCUAUGACAAGUUUCCUGAGAAAAAAGGGGGCCUGAAGGAGCUCUUUGAAAGGGGGCCAGCUAAUGCCUUCUUCCUUGUCAAAUUCUGGGCUGAUUUGAAUACCAAUAUUGAAGAUGAAUCUAGGUCUUUCUAUGGUGUUUCCAGCCAAUAUGAGAGCCCAGAAAACAUGGUCAUUACCUGUUCCACCAAAGUGUGUUCCUUUGGAAAGCAGGUGGUAGAGAAAGUAGAGACAGAGUAUGCACGCUAUGAAAAUGGACACUAUUCCUAUCGCAUUCACCGUUCCCCUCUCUGCGAAUACAUGAUAAACUUCAUUCAUAAACUCAAGCACCUUCCUGAGAAGUAUAUGAUGAACAGUGUGCUGGAGAACUUUACCAUCUUACAGCUCAGCGCCUAAUUGAACUUAGUAUCUCUUGUGUGUAUUGCACUUCAAGACCAUUUAUGGAGCUCUAGAGAUAGUAACUCAAGCAGAGAAACAGCAAAAGAAUUUGAGAGACCUCAGUAAGAGAGGAAAAAGAAAAAUAGAGGGAGAUUUCAUGAGGCAGAGAGAUAAAUGAAGGAGAAUGAUGAAAAAGACACUGAAGGAAAUGCUUAUUCCAACACUAAACAAAUGUUGAGAUCCUUUCUGUGCCCUGGCCCUUUUUGCAAGAUAAAAAUACUGCAAGAGCACUGUUGAGUGGCUAUAAAACAUUUUUAUGGGAAGAGUUCUUCACUGACCAGAUUGGGACAGGGUGGGGGGUGGAGAAUUAGUUUCCUCAGGACCAUCCUGGACCUAGAAGGAAUCUAGAGGCAUGUAAAGAAAGGGGCAUGUUGUGGGGAAGCUCUGUGACACCUGCAUGAAUCACUGCAGCCUCUAGGUAAGGCAGUACUACAAGGCUGCAGCAACUAGAUUUGCAUUAGUGUUUUGUUAUACCAGGAGCCUUUCCACACUCAGAUGCAGCCUAAAUUUGGGAAGAGGGCAGGCAGCUUAAAACAUAGAUUUUUCUAGUGGACUGAAUUCUGUGUUUGCCUCUAUAAGAGACAUCACAGAUCUUCACCCAGAGAAUCUGAGGCUGGGUGAAUAGAAGAGAUGAUAGUGACUGAAUGGAAAUCAAGUGGUCUUCAUUACAUUCUCUGAAGAUCUUGGAGAACCUCAGGCGACUCAUUUCACUGCUCUGUGGCUCAGAUACAUCAGCUAUAUAACACAAGGUUAAUAAUAUACCUCACAGGGCUUUAGGAAGUUUAUUCUUUCAUGUUUGUACAAAGAUUUUAAACAUCUGGGAGAAAGGAGGAGUAUGAAUGCUGAGAGUUCUUUUAGAUGAACAAAAGCAUGAAGCGGGCAGGGACAGAGAUAGGGAAGGUCUGUGUGUGCUGUAAUCCAUACUGAGGAACACUGUGACUGCUCUCUGUGAGUUAUAUUCCUCAGUCAGGCCAGCACUUCCUAUAAAUUCUAUCAAAAAGCUGUCACAUAGUUACACUUCCUCUGGGCCUUUGUGUUUUGAGUAAUCUCAUGUCCUUCCCUUACCUUUUGUCACAGAGAAGCAUGUCUCAUGUGGGUGCUGGCACGGCCUUUUGUACAUUGCCUUGCAGUCCUGCUCCCUGAGCAGCAGGCUGAGCAUUUUCCACUCCCUACGGGGAAGAUGAAAAAUGCAUAAUGUAAGGCAUGUUGCUAGUCCUCAGUCCCGACUACCAACUUCUGAGGCAAGUCUAAUUAUAUUUUUUCUAGACCCUUUCGUGAGCUUAGAAACCCCUAAUCCUAUAAGCAUGAUUUAUCUUGCUUUGCACAUUGCUUUGGAUCUAGUACUCUGAGGUUUCAGUGCCCAUUUUUCAGAAAAGGGUCUGGUGCCUUACAACAUCUCGAUGUGUAUAACUCAUCACAGCCUGCAGAAUAAAGGAGUUUAACUGCAAACCCGAUCAUGAAGUAAGAAAACAGAAUAGACCAAAAUCAGCCUGCUAAAAUUAAUAAGCAAGUUUGACAACAGUUAUUUUCUUUCUGUUUUCACAAGAAAAAUUGGGCUUUGGUACAGUUCAAGCCUCCAGCUGGAGUUGAGUUGGUGCUAUUGCUGACGAAAAUCUAUCUCCUCCAGCAGGAGAGAACUUUAACACAAACUCAGGCGACAAGAAUGUGCAAAGUUGUGCAGUGUCAGAGGGAGAGGGAAGCUGAGCGAAGAGCUCUGGGUGCAAUAUUUCGCUCGUCCCUGCCACAUAGUGCAUGCUUCUGAAACAUAUGGACAACACUGCUCCUUCACCAUGUUCCUGACACUGAUUCAUGUUGUAGAGUAGCUAAGGUUCCUGAGGGACCAUAGAAAGAGAAAUUGGAAAGAAGGAGCUUCUGUAAGAAUGCAUAAAUGUAGCAGCCAUCCUUCUCCAGACAUCUGCAGUGUAUGAAGAAGGAUAGCUGCUACAUUCAUGCAUUCUUACAGAAUGUGUAAUGGAGUCAGACCUAUAAGUCUCCUGUAAAAUGAGGUAUACUCUGUAAUCCUCGUGGUCUGUGUCUACAGGAGGAGAUGGAGGGAAAGAACUGUUUGUGGUUGUGGUAUAUCAGUAUCCAUGUGAGCAGGACUGGAUGUGCCACAGAGGGGGCCUCUCUAUAACCAACAAACAGCAAUAAGAACUUUUUUGUGAAACACUUUCCCUCUGCUGAAAUCUGCAACGCCAGGGCAUGGGGAGUAGAGGGCCUAAUGGACCUGCUUCCACUUAUGUGGUCACUGCUGGGUCACAGUGGGCUUCUCUCCACAGUGGACUCUGCUCACCUCCCUGUCUCUUCACUGCAUUGUAUUCUGAUACUGUGAAAGUGCUUUGCUUUGGUGUGGGGGCACACAGACUGGGCACUGUGGUGGCCAAGCUGCAUAUCAAUCCUGUGCUUCUCUGUUCUUUGUCUAUUACUGACUUUUUGCUUUAGGUUAAAUGUAUUGGAAUAUGUAAGCAGAGAAACAGCAGUUGCCA